Molecule: messenger RNA, 303 nt
Organism: Dibothriocephalus latus
Lineage: Eukaryota; Metazoa; Platyhelminthes; Cestoda; Diphyllobothriidea; Diphyllobothriidae
Source: the annotation of a GenBank genome assembly
AUGACGGCCACUGUUUUUUUAGGCGAAGAAUGGCGUUCACAUCCACUGUCCAUGUUUAGUGAUAAGUAUCAUGAGGAACAACCUGAAGAUAAGAAUCUGACUCGGCCUGUUCGAAAAUUCUACAAGAAGCAAAACAAAUUGAUCCGCGAACUGGAGUCAGUCGUCUCGCUACUUGACGCCGACGAUACUGCUCGAGACGAGGCCGUUUUGACAGUGCAACAACAGCGCCAGCUCAUUGAAAAAAUUAAACUCUUCUCCAAAAGAGCAUUUGUUUACUGGGGCUACGUAUACCAGUUACGCUAG